This is a messenger RNA of Batrachochytrium dendrobatidis JAM81, 3988 nucleotides long. RefSeq lists its product as uncharacterized. The record is from RefSeq and is a predicted model, not a curated record. Lineage: Eukaryota; Fungi; Chytridiomycota; Chytridiomycetes; Rhizophydiales. The coding region runs from base 1 to 3900 and encodes 1299 amino acids. The transcript is spliced from 4 exons.
AUGGCUGUAAAAUUUCUUCCCGUUCUCAUUCCUUUUGUCGCUAGUUGCCAACACGAACUUUACUUGGACAUAGUUUCGUGCCAUACAAUUAGAAUUCAAGAAAUGGCAGAAAAUGAUGCUCGCCCCCAGCCCCAAAAGAUACUUUCGCUCUUUUCAAAAAUAUCAAAAAAGUUUUCAUCAUCAUCUACAGCAAUAGGCACCAGCAGUAUAGCAAGCGCAACAGAAUCGAUGCCAUCAUCUUUUUUAUCGCUAAAAACUCCGACUCAGGAGAAUACAGUAAAUACCAACUCUGAGUCGAGUAGUCGAGUAGUUUUGGGUGGAAGCAGCCAGGUUCUUGGUGCGAAAGACGUGUCGUUGACCAAGGCGCUUGAUGGGAGCAAUGAUAAGCCAUCGUUUAAUACACCAAGGACACAGACCAACAAGAUUUUGAAUGCUUUUGCAAGUACUUCUUCAGUUGAUACUCAUCGCGACAAUAUUCUUAGCCAAAGUGAUGGGUAUCAGCGGUUUAAGCUUCAGUCUAAUUCAGCCGUUGGUCCAUCAUUAGAAAACAUGAAAAAUAAAUCAUACACUGCGUCAGAACUACGGAUACUAAAUGAAAAGGAUGGCUCAGGUGAGAAUAGCGCAACCAAUCAAUCACUUCAAUGCUCUGGGGAGGAUGACUUGCUCUCUCAAGUAAACAAAGUGUCACAAUCUACUGAUGAGCUAGAAAAAGUAUAUAGCACUUUGAUUGCAAGUCGUAAAAGCAGUAAUGAUUUUGGGGAAAUGCAUCAUACAAGCGAAGGAUUUGUUCAACCUUUGGCAUCGCUAAGCGGAUCAAUUUCACGACCAUCGGCAAGCACCUCAGACUUGCAUGUAAAGAAAGAUACCCAGCAAGUGAUAGCACCAGCUAUUUCGAUACAAAAAACAAAUUCUGCUAAAUUACAAGUCUUAUCAAAAAGUAUUUCUGAAGUUUCUCAUAAUGCCAAGCAACCAAUAGAAUCCUCACGAGCCAGAUCGAAUGCGCAGCUAAAACCAUUCCAAACUGACUCGCAGCAAAACCAUCCAUCACAAUUAUUGAAUACUCGUACAGUAUCGCCAAUACUCACUACACCAACACAGUUUAUUGGAAAAGCCACCAUAUCUCGUUUUGGCACAAACCCAGCAUUGCAAUCUAAACAAACGCCGACAGAAUUGGAUAAAACUAAAACUUUUACAGAUGCAUCUCAGUCAAAAUUGAUUGCCAAAGCAUCUUUGCUCAGUUCGGUAUCAAAUGUGCCAGAAUCGUGCACACCGGGGCUAUUGAUUAAACCUACCAAAUCCGGUUCAAAUCUCACCCAAGGAUCAAACAAUGCCUCGAAAACAUCUGUUGCCAAUUUUGUACAGCAAAAAUCAAGUACAAGCUCAAUACAAUUAGAACUGAAUGUACAAAGAUCCGACUCAAAUUUGGUAUCUGCGGGUGGUCAACAACAGCCCAUACCAUCCUUGAUAUCACAAACUCUCGAGCGGCAUAUAUCGCCACACACCUCAAUUACAAAAGAUACCAACCCGGCCAUUACCGAUUUUCAAAAAGAAACCUAUAUGGCAUCCCCACCACUCGUUAAAUCCGAGUCGUCAGCAUCUUUGAAUAUGUCCUCGCGUGUUCCGUACACGAGUGUAGAUGCAGUAUCAACUGGCCCAACUACGCCAGCAUGUAUUAGUGCAAAUAAUUCCAUUACAGCCCUCAGUGAUACUAGAUCUCGCUCAACCUCAAUAUCAACUAAAUCACACGAAGCUGCUGGGGAAGAUUUACUGGAAAGACUGCGUAUGACAGUUGGAGCUAAACUCCGGAGUCAAAGUUCACAACAGACUAUGCAAACCACAGUAAAUUCUUUGCUUAUAGAUACCAAGAAAGAAUUGCCAAACAAUGGAUAUCGAUUGCGUGCGCAAACGUGGUCUAUCAAACCAAACGGUGAUGCAAACUACAAAAGCAAUGAUGCUGUAUCUGGAUCAGCUGACAAAAGCUCUCUCAGAUCGCCUACAUCUCCAAUAUCAAGAUACAAUGGAGAGUUUUUGACCAAUAAAACUACCCUACUUCGAGGCACAACACUGGCGCAGAUGCGUAUAAACCAGCCGAUGAUAGGAUCAAGGUCUGCUUCUAAACCGACUUUUGAUCUUGGAAAGAAUUUUCAGCGUACGGACGCCUUUUCUGGAUUUUCAGCCAUUGGAAACACUCCAGGUACGAGUUCUGGAUCGGAUGAAAGCUUUGAAUCUGGAUCACGCAUGAUAAAUUUUCAAGGUAUACCAUCUUUAAAUAAAAGUGGAAAUACACCUCCACGAUCACCGUUUGCUCAAUCGAAUGUAUCAACUACAUCUGCCACAGUGCUAGGUCAGGGUGGGGUUUCAAAAGGAGUUUUGGCUGGCUCAAACCUUACAGGACGCCCACAUAGCACUUCAUUAAGUGCUGGAUCCAGCACUCUGUCCAAUGUUCAUAGUAUUCAACAACGACCAAGAGGAUACUCAUAUGCAUCGUCAGCAAGCCCAAUGAAUUCAAUGAAUCCAGUAAAUGCGCUGCAGCAGCCAUCUGUUCUAUUUCAGCAGCCUCUUGAUCAGCAUGGAUCGCGUAUUAACGUGGCGAAUACAUCUAUGCCUACCAGUUACUUGGGAACUUCUAUGCAAUCCAACCCCGUUUCACCAUUUGAUAGAUUGGCUAAAAACGAAGUAGGGUCACAGUUCAACUCGACAGUAUCUCUUCCAUUCAAAAACACAAGAGCAAGAAGUCAUACAACGGCAGCAUCAUAUACAUCUAACGAUGCUGCAGCAAAUCUUGAACCUGAUCAUACACGUUUGUUAUCUGAAUCAAGUACAUACCCACACCAAAAAUCGAGUUUUGCUCAGGAUGUACAAUCCAUGGCGUAUUCGUUUCAUCAUCAAAAACAUAUAAAGUCACAGCUAGCUGUUCCGGAGCAGAGAUCUUCACCAGGGACAAAUCUUACUACGCAAAUGUUGUAUUCAAAUUUGACAGGAGCGGGAAGAGUGCCGUUAAAAAGAGGAAUGUCUACACCUCAGCAUUCGCAUGCGGCAGCACUUGAGCCCAUUUUAUCACAACCAUCAAGUCCAUCUGGAUCGUCUGUCGCCCUUAUGAGACAGUCUAGUGCGCGAAACAGUACAUGUAGCGACAGAUUUAAUAAUUUAGACAGCUGUACGCCAGAAACAGGUUUACCUAAAACGCACAAAACGCGACUAGAACGUGGUGAUUAUAAAAACGCUGAUUCAAGUGAUGACAUGCCAAACAGAAAUGCAUCAGCACCAAUUCCUGCAAGUGCUGAUCUUUCUAAUUCACAAAAUAAUGCAUCAGGUCACAAAACUGCUACAAAUAUCACUGACAAACUCAAUCUUGAUCACCCCUUGUCUAAAUCCAACUUGGCUUUUUCAUACCGCAUAGAUGAUCAAGCUACUGGUGAAUCAAGCCAGGAAAAAGACGACCGAAAACUAGCUUUUUCACAGCGAUUCAAAAGUGAUUCGGUAUCUUCACGACCAACUUUGGAUUAUUUGGAUUCUCGACAAGCUGGUUUACCACAAAACGCAUCCCAAGCCAUGUCUAAUUCUAUUAAUGGUAUUAGCCAUUCUAACAAUUUCCGCGGAGCACAUAGCAACGGGAUGCACCAAGAUAAUCUAGAUAACAGGUCCUCUGUAGCAUCCGAAUACGAUUCAGAUACGGAUCCAAUAUUUGAUGAAGAUUCGGGUUUGGUUCGAUGUUUCAAAAGAUCCGAAAGCGGUAUGUGCGUAUUAGAGCAAGGAUGGGACAGUGAAGUUUAUGCAGAUCCUAGAUAUAAUAUCUGGCGUAGAGCAGUCCUGGAAAUUCUCCAGCAACAGACGGACUUUCCAUUAAUUAUGCCGACAGAUCUUUUUGCUGCUAUAAUGGAUGAUUUCAUCGAACUGUAAGAUCAAAUAAACGCAGUGAUGUAAAUUAGUUUGGCCAUGUAGGUGUAUAGAAUUGAAGUUUGCACAAAUAAAUUAUUGCCAUCAUAUC